This is a messenger RNA of Pecten maximus, 2226 nucleotides long. Its product is annotated as rRNA biogenesis protein rrp36-like. NCBI's taxonomy places the organism in Eukaryota, Metazoa, Mollusca, Bivalvia, Pectinida, Pectinidae. The record is from RefSeq and is a predicted model, not a curated record. The transcript is spliced from 2 exons. The coding region runs from base 536 to 1894 and encodes 452 amino acids. Gene Ontology annotation, molecular function: microtubule binding.
CCGAAGAGACAUACAAAAAUAUUUCAUGAUGAUACUACUACGUAGAGACGAAAAUUAACUACUUUUGGAUUUGAUUUGUUGGCCGUACCAUACACUGGGAUUACUAUAGGAUUGCAGAGUUGAAAUCCGAAACCGUUAAUUCAGAAAUCCUCUAUGAAUAUCGGCAUUUGCUCAGUUCCAUGAGCCAUGGUGCAUGCGAACCGACACAGCCAUGCUGCUGCCUCCGGGCUGAGUGACAUCAACUAUCAGAGCGGGACUCGAACUCCUUACCCCCGUCGCUACCAACACGAUUACCGGGACAGCUACUCUCUAUUCUCCGGAGUUUCCGAUGGACGUCGACGACAGAAAUCGGUGGGUUGGGAUUUUUCCGACUUGAACAGUACCGGAAGUACUCGUUUUGACUAUAUCAGUGAUGGCUAUGCACGUGCGCCCGCUAGUAGAGGCACACGUGUCCGGUACAGGUACACGCCAGUUGAGCCUCUUUAUGGUCGGAAUACGUACGUGAAGCCUCACCAGGUUCACGACAGUGACUUGGAUGACGGGAAGAAAUUAUUCUCGACGCGCGCGACAUCUAUGGCAACCAGAGGUCGUCGGCCGACGGUAUGACGAGUCGGCUGCUUGGACUAGGUCGAGCUUGAGGAAUGGUGGUCACCAUUAUCAAAGGGUACCGCAAGGCAAUACUUACAGAGACAGACAUGAUUCAGCAGGGGUGGAUAACUCCCCUCCGAGACUUGAUUACGUACCGCGGGAAAAGAAGUCAAGCGAAGACGACGAAUCCGUUGAUUAUGUUGUGGACAAGUGUUGUUGUGGUUGUGUAGACGUCGUGGUGACGUCAUGCUGUUGGGGGGCAAGCGUCGUGACGUGUCGUUGUCACGACGCCUCCAGUGAGGAAAGCGAAUCGGCUUCAGACACAACGGAGAGUGUAAUAGAGGAAACACAUGAGAAAAAAUAUGAUGAAGACGAUGAUGAUGAUGAUGAUGAUGAUGAUGAUGAUGAUGAUGAUGAUGAUGAUGAUGACGACGACGAUGAUAAUGACGAAGACGAAGACGAUAACAAACGAUGGGCGACACCCCGCCGUAGGCCUCCUGCAGUGAUGUCACCAUCACGACCACAAAUUAAACCUAAAUCUGUCGCUACUAAACAGGUCAAAUCGAGUCCAAAAGAUCCAAAGAAUUACGAGGAAUAUUCUACAGACGAUUCGUCAGAGUUGUCCGACUCAUCAGAGAAUCUCACGUCCGUCCAUUCUUGUCAUGACACACCUCCACCGGACACAAAAAACGACAAAAAAGUCACAAGGAGUACACGGAAGAUAUUUCUAAGAGAAAAAGUCGAGCUGGAAAUCGAACCCAAACCCACAGAAAGUACACCUGUUGUCUUUCUUCCUAAACCUCCCAAGCCACCGGAAGUAAAACCACAGCCACAAAGAGCCAAAGUUCUGAAAUAUAUUGGUGAGAAACCUAAACUGGACAAUUAUAAGACCGCUAUACUCUCCGAUAUUGAUCCUACUGAAGGUCCAUUUGUUGAUAGCGUUGGGGAUCGUCCACUUCACAUACAGGAUACAGUUCAUCGCGAACGGGAACUCAUCAUGUACAAACCGGAACCGGAAAUACCCCCUCCAUACAAACAUAAACCGAUUCCACCGCGUCCUAUGUUUCCAUUAAAGAACUUACCAAAACGUGAGGCAGUGAUGGUCCGUGUUGGCGGGGGAUGGAUGAAUGUGGAACAUCACCGAAAGAGGCGGAUACCGUUACAGAUCAACGAACACCACCGAAGUGUAUCGAACGACAAGUAUUUGACAAUCAAGUCAAAGUUUACGCCUUACAAAGAAUAUAUACCCGUUGCAUAUACCAAAUAUCGAGACAAGGCAGUGUGGGAGAAAAAGAAAGAAACUUAAACCGAUUCGAAGCGCACAAAGUAUUAUUUAUAAAAUAUAAAAUUUAAAUGCCCUCCACGUAUCCGGGUUCCCCUUGUGUCAUACCGACUAGUGCUUUGAUGUUACUGAUUUAGCGGUUUAUAAAGAUUUAGGAUUAGGCUUUUCGUUCAUCACUGACCUUGGUUUUUUUAAGUUAAAGGAUAAAAACUUGGUCUCGUUUGUUUAGGAAGCCUCAUAUAACAUGUAUACUCUCACAUUGCUUAGUUCCAUAUGUUAUUGCUUUUGGUUCGAAAUUAGACCAAUGUGUCUUUUCGAAUUUAUUGUUUCUUUGAAUAAACUACUUGAUGCAGAAA